AUGGCAUUGAAAACUUCUUCUCCCUGCCACCAAGGCUUGACGCCGCCCGAUAGCCCAACGAAGGAGUCGACCAUGCCUCCAGCUACCUUGGACGAUCUAAAGCACCUCUUCAGUAUAUUUCUUGAAAAGGCGCUACUCGAUCUUACCAACCAAGAGCCUCCAAACACGCCCAUCUCCAAGGACCAGUCUCCAACAGGCCCCGACAUGGUUCGACUGAAGCAGUUGCUGGUGAAACUCACCCGCGAUGAACGUGCUUCAGUUGGAACCUUCGCGACAACUAAUCCUGCUCAAUCUGGCCUUGCCGACAAUGAACAGGAAGAGGUUGUUGUUCAGGUGGCAGAUGAAAUUGAUCUCAAUCGUCCCAUCUGUACUACUCCAGAUGAUUUCAAAUCGUUUGAGAAAUGGGCAUCGGCAUCCCGAUUCAAGACGGUUGUGGAAACCUGGGACAAAGAAGCGUGUAAAUACAAGAUCGGCGACCCGGUGGAGACCAGCAGUAGUCUGGAUGAAUACGCUGAAUAUGCAUUUGUUGUCCGCGAACGAGUUGAACGGAAUUCUGAGGAGGUGACGCCCUACAUUGACAUCAAAUCGGAAGGCCUACGUGACAUCCUGCGUGUGGUGCUGCACGACAUCAAAGCGAUUAGCCUGAUGGAGGACAAGCCAUCGAUCGAGCAAAACGUCCUUUUUCAUUUCCUCUCAGAGCUUGACAGAUGCACGGAGAACACGGACAACAGUUCCGACCACGAAUCGGCGCAGGCGGAGCUCCGCCUGCUCAUCGACCACCUCAAGCAAGCAUAUGCAGCUAUCUCGCAGCGUCUCUCGGCAAUGUUGCAGCACGGUCAUAUCACUUUUGACCUUCUUUGGGCGCUUUUCAAGCCCGGUUGUCAUGUUUAUACCACGUGCUUUGGUACAAAAGAGCCGCGAUGUGUCAUAUUCGACACGGGGGAAGACAUAACCCAAAAUGACGAGACGUGGUGGAAUCUCGAAUGCCGAUUCCUUGAUUAUGACGGAGUCAAGUUCGGCGAGGCCGGAAUCUUUCUGCGUGUGCCAAAGUUCCGGGGGUCAAAGCCGAUCGAAACCCUUGAGGCCUUCCCUCUCUGCCACCAUCCAAGGCACCAACAAGUUUGGAAAGACUUGGUCGAGAGAGGCCAAAAGUUUCGGGAUUUGGCCGGCUCGCACAUUCGGCACUGUAAAGGCAGUGCCUUUUUCAUGAACAAGGGCAAAGCUAUCAAAGUCAAGGUCAACGGUCGAGUCGCAGUAGACGCCGCAUUUUUCCAUGAAAUGCAGCCAAACUACUCCCGACCGUCUCUCCGCGACAUAGGGGUGAAAGAAAAAGACGGCAUUGCCGUCUUUGAUGUAGGAGCAAUUUUCAUGGAGGACCGUGAGCGAGAAAAGGAGAGAAUGCGAGGGGACGGUGUGGGAGCGCAAACGCUGAGCGAAGCCGAUUUGUUAAUCGCCUGUCCAACGGUUUUUUGUUUCAGCUUCAAGGAGAAAAUGUUCUUGGAGUGCGCAGUUAGUGCUCUUAGGGACGUGAUCUGGUCACCUGAAUCGUUUGACUGCCUGCAAAUUCCGCCAGAGAACAAGACACUCCUCUUAUCAAUGGCAAAAACCCGCUUGGGUCUGAUACCGACAGUACCCUUUGACGACGUAAUUGAUGGAAAAGGUCAAGGACUCACCAUCCUUCUGGAUGGCCCACCCGGUGUCGGAAAGACAUUCACGGUUGAAGCAACCUCGGAAUAUUUCAGGCGGCCUCUCUAUUCGAUAUCCGCAGGCGAGCUCGUUGUCGACCACGGAGAUUCCAAUGCGCUUGAGCAACAACUUGAAACUGUAUUCAAGAUCGCUAAACACUUCAAAGCCGUGCUCCUCUUGGAUGAGGCAGAUGCGUUCAUGGAGCAGCGGACAUCGUACCACGACACUCACAACCGCCUGGUGACCGUGUUUCUCCGAAAACUGGAAUAUUAUCGAGGGAUCCUAUUCCUGACUUCGAAUCGGGGUAUUCAGUUUGAUGAUGCAAUCCUUAGUCGGAUCCAUUUAAUCAUCAAGUAUAAAGACUUGAGCAGAGAAUUUCGCAGGAGUCUCUGGUCAACCUUUCUGACCAGGGCACGUACAGUCCAAGGACCUGCCAUGAUCGAGGAGCACGACCUCCGACGACUGGAGUCUUUAGAUCUCAAUGGACGAGAGAUCAAAAACAUCGCAGCAAUUGCACAUGCUCUCGCCGAGGCGAAUGCCAGCCAAGUGAGCUAUCAAUACCUGGAGUUAGCCGCGGAAUCGAAUCAGAAAUUUUCGAAGGAGUUUGGCCAGGAGAGGCCUGUGGAUGGAAUGUAUGUCUAG
Molecule: messenger RNA, 2328 nt
Organism: Penicillium canescens
Lineage: Eukaryota; Fungi; Ascomycota; Eurotiomycetes; Eurotiales; Aspergillaceae
Product: ATP-binding protein
Exons: 8
Coding region: 1-2328 (775 amino acids)
Molecular function (GO): ATP binding; ATP hydrolysis activity
Source: RefSeq, a predicted model, not a curated record